CACCCCAAAGUGAGGAGAAUGAGUCGUUCGGAGGGUCUGAGGGCCGACUCAUCUCAGUUCACUCUGAAGGGAGAGUCCUUUUGCAUCCUGGGAGGCUCCAUCCAUUAUUUCCGUGUCCCCAGAGCCUAUUGGGAGGAUAGGCUGCUGAAGAUGAAGGCCUGUGGCCUCAAUACCCUCACAACAUAUGUGCCAUGGAACCUGCAUGAGCCUGAGAGGGGAACGUUCAACUUUCAGGAUCAGCUGGACCUCAGGGCCUAUAUCAGUUUAGCAGCAGAGAUGGGUCUCUGGGUCAUCCUGCGGCCUGGACCUUACAUCUGCGCUGAAUGGGACUUGGGCGGGUUGCCUAGCUGGUUGUUACAGGAUAAAGACAUGCAGUUGAGGACAAUUUAUCCUGGAUUUGUAGAUGCUGUCAACCUCUACUUUGACAAGCUUGUCUCAGUUGUCAAACCUCUGAUGUUUGAAGAGGGAGGCCCAAUCAUUGCAGUGCAAGUUGAGAACGAGUAUGGAUCGUAUGCAAAAGAUGAGAAAUACAUGCCAUUUAUAAAGAACUGUCUCCAGUCCAGAGGGAUCAAUGAGCUCCUGCUGACUUCAGACAACUGGGAGGGCUUGAGAUAUGGAGGAGCGGAGGGAGUUCUAAAAACAAUAAACCUUCAGAGACUGUCAUUUGGAGCCAUCCAACACUUGGCUGACAUGCAGCCCCAGAAACCUCUAAUGGUGAUGGAGUAUUGGUCUGGGUGGUUUGAUGUCUGGGGUGAGCACCACCACGUGUUCCAUGCUGAGGACAUGCUGGCUGUGGUGUCAGAGAUCCUACAGAGAGGUGUCUCCAUCAAUCUGUACAUGUUUCAUGGUGGAACCAGCUUUGGCUUCAUGAACGGAGCAAUGGACUUUGGCACCUACAAACCUCAGGUCACCAGUUAUGAUUAUGAUGCUCCCUUGUCUGAGGCUGGAGACUGCACCCCAAAAUACCAGCUGUUGAGGAAUUUAUUCAGCCAGUACCACUCUGGGCCUCUUCCUGAAGUGCCCUCUCCUCAGGUGAGGAGAGCAUACGACCCGGUUGUCAUCCAGCAGCACCUGUCACUGUGGGACAGCCUGCACUUCACCGACAAGCCAUACAGGUCAGAGAGGCCAGUGAACAUGGAGAAUCUACCUGUCAACAAUAACAAUGGUCAGUCAUAUGGUUACACACUGUAUGAAACCACCAUCAGCAGUGGAGGAAACCUCAACUCCAGGAACAACAUCAGAGACAGAGCACUGGUUUUUGUGGACAGGCAAUGUGUUGGUAGUUUGGACUACAAGACUCAUGAGCUGACUCUUCCCGAAGGAAAGGGGGAGAGGAUGUUGAGUUUACUUGUGGAGAACUGUGGAAGAGUGAACUACGGGAAAGUUCUGGAUGAGCAGCGCAAAGGUAUUGUGGGAGACAUUCUGUUGAAUCACUCCCCUCUGAGAGGAUUUACUAUCUUCUGCUUAGAUAUGAAGCCAGGCUUUAUGAAAAGAUUAGUAAAUUCAGGUAAUUGGAAGUCUGACUUCAGGUCGCCCUCCAUUCCAGGGUUUUUCCAGGCCAGACUCCAUGUGGAUGGGCCCCCCAGAGACACCUUCAUCAGACUCCCUGGAUGGGGUAAAGGAGCUGUGUUUGUCAAUGGGCAGAACCUUGGACGGCAUUGGUUCAUCGGUCCUCAGCAGUUCCUUUACCUCCCAGGACCUUGGCUCAGGAGUGGAGAGAAUCAGAUCAUCGUUUUUGAAGAACAAAAAGCGGAUGACAAAAUACUGUUUGCUGAAAAUCCUGAUCAUGGAAAGACAAUUGAUGUUUACAAACUCCCAUUUUGCACACUGCUGUGA
Toxotes jaculatrix (banded archerfish) is the source of this 1836-nucleotide messenger RNA. It is a transcript of the gene glb1l2, whose product is annotated as galactosidase beta 1 like 2. The coding region runs from base 19 to 1836 and encodes 605 amino acids. Gene Ontology annotation, biological process: carbohydrate metabolic process. The record is from RefSeq and is a predicted model, not a curated record. NCBI's taxonomy places the organism in Eukaryota, Metazoa, Chordata, Actinopteri, Toxotidae. Gene Ontology annotation, molecular function: beta-galactosidase activity. The transcript has 18 exons. Gene Ontology annotation, cellular component: vacuole.